GCGCGGGGACCAUGCCCCUACAAGCUCCGAUGGCGGUGACGUCGUUCCAGACGCCGAUGCCGCAACCAUCACCUUUCCAGCCCCAGCUGGUCAGCACCAUGGCCCCUGUCAACUUGGCCGGUGCAUUUAACGCUGCAGAGCCGUCGCGUCCCCCGCAAGCUACGGAUCCGCAGAUCACUCCUGAUGGUCAUUACGUCUCAAUUGAGAGCAAUGACGGCGAGUGGGAAAUCCCGAGGGCCCACAAGAAGAAGAAAGGAAAAAACAUCCGGCCGGCGACCUCCCGAAACUCCGCCUUCGAAAGGCUUGGGGAUAGGGAGGAAGGCCAGAGGAAGUCAGCCAAGCAAAGGCUGGGGCAGAGCGUUGCCCAUGUCAGCGCAUUCGCCCGGCUAGGCGAGGUGCGGGAGGCCAAGCCUGCCCGCACCCGGCGCUCCCGGUCUAACCGGCAGGAGCCAGCGAGGACGAGGGCCUCCCACCAGGAAGGGGAGGCAGAAAGCCAGCCCAGGUUACCGGUGGCGAACCGGUUAACCAUCCCAAACGGCCGCGUCCAACAGAUGGAGGCAAAGCUGGAAAGACUAGAAAAGAAGGUCGGGGAGAAGAAUGACCGGGACAAACCCCUGGCAGGGUCCCCGUUCACCACAAGGGUCCAUCUGACACCUUUCCCGCGAAAGACCUUGCGGAACCGAGUCACUGAAUGGUUCAAUAAGCUUCGCCCGGGAAGCAUUGACUCGUUCAGUGAUUUGGCCUCAAAGUUCAAGGCCAAGUUCCAGGAGAAUUGUACUAAGAGGAAGAAGUUCACCUAUCUUAUUACAGCCGGGCAGAGGGAGUCUGAGAACCUCACUCAGUUCCUUACCCGGUGGAAGGAAGAGGUAGACAAGGUGGAAGAGAUGGAUGACAAGACCGUCCUCUCCCUCCUCUUGAAUGGCUUGCGUGCUGGGGAACUAUACAAGGAGUUCUGCCGGAAACCCCCAGCCACAUACCAAGAGGCCUACCAUACUGCAUGGGAG
This is a messenger RNA of Cuscuta campestris, 1004 nucleotides long. Lineage: Eukaryota; Viridiplantae; Streptophyta; Magnoliopsida; Solanales; Convolvulaceae. The record is from the annotation of a GenBank genome assembly.